Molecule: messenger RNA, 1289 nt
Organism: Tripterygium wilfordii
Lineage: Eukaryota; Viridiplantae; Streptophyta; Magnoliopsida; Celastrales; Celastraceae
Product: dihydroceramide fatty acyl 2-hydroxylase FAH2-like
Exons: 7
Coding region: 326-1039 (237 amino acids)
Biological process (GO): fatty acid metabolic process; lipid biosynthetic process
Cellular component (GO): endoplasmic reticulum; membrane
Molecular function (GO): iron ion binding; fatty acid 2-hydroxylase activity
Source: RefSeq, a predicted model, not a curated record
GGUGUGCCGUGUGCGACUGUUAACUGUUGACGUUCCAGACAAGCUCGCCUUAAUGGAAUCACAAUCGCUAUAGUCGUCGGUACACGAGAGAGUUUGAGAAUGGUCGUUGUUGGUCAAAGAGUAAAAUAGGAUCAAAUGCAUCGCUGGUUCUGGUUAACAAGAAUUUGUGUGGCGGAGCUAUGAUCUCUCGUGGAAGCUUUAUAUGUGUAUAAAAAUUCACCCGCUUUUCUUUUUCCUCUCAGAGUUUUCCGCAUAGAGAGAUUGUAUAUUCUUUUGGGGUCUCUACAACCUCUCGCAGUUUGUCAGCUGCAAAGAAGUUGCCAAGAUGGUCGCCCAGGCUUAUGCAGUGGAUUUGAACAAGCCUCUUGUUUUCCAGGUCGGCCAUCUUGGAGAAGCUUAUGAUGAAUGGAUUCACAAGCCUAUAGUAAGCAAGGAAGGACCCCGGCUUUUUGCAAGUGACCAUCUUGAGUUCUUGACCCGCACAGCGUGGUGGAUGAUUCCACUCAUUUGGCUACCGGUCGCAUGCUGGUUUAUUUCCAAAUCAGUCAGAACGGGCCUUACUCCUCCUCAGGUAGCUUUAGCACUGUUUGGUGGCAUAUGCUUCUGGACAUUACUGGAGUACACUUUGCAUCGCUUUCUUUUCCACAUGAAAACAACAAGCUAUUGGGGAAAUACUUUUCAUUAUCUUCUUCAUGGCUGCCAUCACAAGCACCCUAUGGAUGGACUACGACUAGUUUUCCCUCCUGUCGGAGCAGCAAUUCUAGCUGUGCCAGUUUGGACCCUGAUUAAGCUUUUAUCACCUGCAUCCAUUGCUCCUGCUUUCUUUGGAGGUGGCUUGUUGGGAUACAUAGCGUAUGAUUGCACUCAUUACUACCUGCACCAUGGGAAGCCAUCCGAAGGAUUCAGUGAGAGUAUGAAGAGAUAUCACUUGGACCAUCACUUCAAAAUUCACAACAAGGGAUUCGGGAUCACUUCCGACUUCUGGGACAAAGUUUUCCAUACACUUCCUCCGAAAAAAGCAGCGGAAAAGAAGAGAUGAUUACGCUGGUUAAGUGGUGAUCUAUGGAUAAUCACUCACCCAACUAGUUCUGCAUAUAAAUCAUCGAUGCCAUUCAUGGAGGAGCCUGAUUUACACUCACUUUGUUCGUCAAAUUCUUUCAAGCCAGGCCUUUUGUAGAGUACUCUCUGUCCAACAUUCUUUAUUGAAAAACUUCUUCCAGUAGAGUUUACUGGACUUUUUAAUUGUCCUUGCGUUGCUAGAGAUUUCUUUUUUUCCUGGUUUCUAUCAA